Molecule: messenger RNA, 2433 nt
Organism: Ceratotherium simum simum (southern white rhinoceros)
Lineage: Eukaryota; Metazoa; Chordata; Mammalia; Perissodactyla; Rhinocerotidae
Source: RefSeq, a predicted model, not a curated record
UUUGCAGAGGAGAUGCUGAAUAGGGUUUUGAAGGGUGCAUAGGAGUCUUCCAGGAGGUCUGGGCCGGGGGAAGGAUACCAGAGGGCCUAGCAAGUGUGAUAUCUAGAAAAAGAGAAAGGCCUAGAGUGUGGCAUUUCUGGUUGAGUGUGGCUAAGGAUGAGAUGCCCUUCACCUGGAAAUUUUUCCAGGCAGCCCUGCCCCAGGUUUGUCCAUCUGUGCCAGCCCUGACUACCCUGGAAAGGCAAGGAGUGUGAAUGUGAGACACAGAGCUGAGUUCUUUCCUGUUCCCAGCCUCACCUAGCACAGGCCUGGGCCCCAAUUCAGCUAAUAUUUAUUGAAUUGAUAGGUCCUGCCUCUCUUGCUCACACUCUAUGGCUCCCAUCUACCUGGGGAGCCAGGUCCAAACUCCCCUGCCUGGCUUUCAGUGCCCCCUUGUGCUGCCCUGCCAACCUCCUGCUACUUCCUCUGGGACCCUGCCUCCAGCCAUCCUGAAUUUCCCAGCACUUGGUUCCACCUUCCAAGUGUGCACACGCUGCCUCCUGCCAGGAGCUCCCUUUCUGUAGGGCCAAAUGUUAAGAUCCUUUUUUUCUUGUAGGCUCUUCUGAGGCCUCACUUCCUCCUGUGGGGUCUUCUGAGUCCUUCUCACUGCCCAGCCCACCCCCUGGGGGCUGGGAUCAUCUUUCGUCCAGUUGGGGUUCCUAUCCACAAGUGAGAGGCCCUGUGUUCAGAGCCGAGGCCUCUCUGGGGCAUCAGGGAGGGUCUGGGAGUGUUGGGACAUGGGGACUGGUCUCAGUGCAGCCCCCUGUCCCCCUCCUGGAAGCGACCCUCUUCUGGCCGGCCUGCCCCAGGACCCCGACUUCUCCAGGCCCUGCCUCUGCUCCCCUCCCUCACCCUCCAACGCGGGUUUACCUGCUAACAGGAAGAGUGACACGUACUCGGGUUCUUCCUCGGACAAGACCUUGGAUUAUAUGGUUCACUGGUCCAGGACCCCGGAGCCAGACGCCUUGGGGCCGGCUGCUUCCGAGAACACAGUGACCAGUGGCGACUGGAAACCAGGGAGGGACUCGAGGCCUCGGUCGCACGGGUCUCCCCUUGUCCCCAACCCAGACUCACAGGAGCAUUGUAAUGACCAGGACCUUCUGAAGAGGCAACACAACGUCAUCACUAAGAAGCCCUUGGAGACCAACUCUUCCAAAGUCAAAGUUAAGUCCCUCAUGAUGAUUCCCGACUCGCAGAAGCUCCUGCGAUGCGAGCUGGAGUCCCUCAAGACCCAGCUACAGGCCCAGACCAAGGCUUUCGAGUUCCUAAACCACUCAGUGACCAUGCUGGAGAAGGAGAGCUGUCUGCAGCAGAUCAAGAUCCAACAGCUUGAAGAGGUGCUGAGCCCCCUGAACCACCAGACGGACAAGGAAGGUCACAAGUGGGGCACGGAGCAGGGCCGGGAGGAGCUGUAUGGGGCGCUGGCGCAAGGUCUGCAGGGGCUGCGGAAGACCCUCCGGGACAGUGAGGAGGGGCAGCGGGCCCGCACCACCCGCUGCCUGCAGCUGCUGGCCCAGGAGAUCCGGGACAGCAAGAAGUUCCUGUGGGAGGAGCUGGAGCUGCUGCGGGAGGAGGUGACCUUCAUCUAUCAAAAGCUUCAGGCGCAGGAGGAGGAGAUCACAGACAACCUGGUGAACAUCCAGAAGAUGCAGAAGACGCAGGUGAAGUGCCGCAAGGUCCUGACUAAGAUAAAGCAGCAGGGGUGUGAGACAUCCAGCUGGCCAGAGACCGAGCAGAUGCCACCAGGAGGCAAUGGCUCCUGGAGGGAUGACCUCCAGAAGGAGCUGAGUGACAUAUGGUCCGCUGUGCACGUGCUGCAAAACUCCUUUGACAGCCUCACCCUGUCCUCGGGGGGCCACCCCAGGGCCGCAAGCCUCAGAGGCUACAAGGGACACCGAUGCCUGAGCCCACCACUUCCCUCCUGGGACUCAGACUCGGAAUCUGACCCGGACCCUUCCCAGGCACGGUUCAGCAAGAACCGCUCCUUCCCACCUGGUGCGGAUCCUCCUCUGCCCCACCCAUCCUUCCCCUCCUGGCCUGCCCUGCAGUCCCACAGUCUGCACCCUCCCAGCUCCCAACCUGGCGUCUGCUCCCUCACCUCCAGCCCUGGGGUCCCCGGGACCAGGCCAGGCUCCGACCCGCCCUCUGUCUCCACAGCCUGAGCAGCCGGGACUGCUCUCCCCGAAGACCCCUCCAGAGAGAAAAUAAACUAGCCGAGACCUUCCUCCACCGUGGACUGUUGCUCCUGCUGUGCCUGUGCCUGGGAACGACCCCCCCACCCCCACCGGUUUACUCCCCAGUGUUGGGGAGCGUGCAGAGACCACAGGGCCUGUUCGGGAUGUCUGGGCCUGGGGUCAGGGGACAGUGUGAGGCUAGAUUUAGUACAUGACAAGA